Messenger RNA from Schistocerca serialis cubense, 2315 nucleotides. RefSeq names its product sorting nexin-2 (gene Snx1). The record is from RefSeq and is a predicted model, not a curated record. NCBI's taxonomy places the organism in Eukaryota, Metazoa, Arthropoda, Insecta, Orthoptera, Acrididae. Gene Ontology annotation, molecular function: phosphatidylinositol binding. The coding region runs from base 76 to 1485 and encodes 469 amino acids. Gene Ontology annotation, biological process: early endosome to Golgi transport. The transcript has 11 exons. Gene Ontology annotation, cellular component: endosome membrane; endosome.
GCUGUAGUCAGUAGUGGCGUUGUCGCAGGAGUUGGGAGAUAGCAGUAUUCUGUCAGUUACUAGUUAUUAGGAAGAAUGGCGGAAGAAAGGGAACCACCCCCACUUUUUGAUACUGUGGACAUAACGAAGAAAGAGGAAGACAAUGAUGACUUAUUCACUUCCGCUAUUGAAGAUGUAAGUCUCGAAGAUGAGAAGCGAGUGCCUUUUAGGGACGUCGAUGCACCAACGUUACAGUUGUCAGAGGAUAAUCCUACCUAUGAGACUCCACCAGUUGAGAGACCAUCGGUGCUGAAGUCAAACUCCCUAGAAGAGGUGGAGAAGGAAAAUGAUGACCAGUUUCUUGAAGUUUCUGUAACUGAUCCACAGAAAGUGGGUGACGGAAUGGGAGCAUAUGUAGCGUACAAAGUUGUAACGAGGACAAAUAUACGGCUAUUCAAGAAGACUCAUUUUGAUGUAAUGAGACGUUUCAGUGAUUUCCUGGGCCUGCAUGACAAACUAGUAGAAAAGUAUCUCAGAUUAGGCCGCAUCAUACCACCAGCUCCAGAGAAGAGUGUUAUAGGUAUGACAAAAAUAAAGAUGUCAAAUCAAGCAGAACAGGGCUCUUCUGCUGAGUUCAUCGAGAAACGAAGAGCUUCUCUGGAAAGAUACUUGAACCGUACAGCAGCUCAUCCAGUUCUGUGUGUUGAUCCUGACUUCAGAGAAUUCUUGGAAGCAGAUAUGGACCUACCAAAAGCUACAAACACUUCAGCACUCAGUGGUGCUGGAGUAAUGCGGUUGUUUAACAAAGUUGGUGAAACGGUCAAUAAAAUCACCUACAAAAUGGAUGAAAAUGACCCUUGGUUUGAAGAGAAAACACAGCAAGUGGAGAAUCUGGAUCUACAGUUACGCAAGCUGCAUACAAGUGUAGAGCUGCUCGUCUUGCACCGCAAAGAUCUUGCGACCCUCACAUCGUCAUUUGCAAAGAGUGCAGCUAUGCUUGGCAACUGUGAGGAACACACCUCCCUGUCACGAGCACUUGCACAACUUGCAGAUGUUGAAGAAAAGGUGGAAGCCCUCUACAACGAACAAGCUAAUUCUGACUUCUCUAUAUUUUGUGAGCUUUUGAAGGACUAUGUUGCAUUGUUUGGCGCAAUAAAGGAAGUGUUCCAUGAGAGGGUCAAGGUGUAUCAAAAUUGGCAGCACUCGCAGCAGAUGUUAAAUAAAAAGAGAGAACAGAAAGCAAAAUUGGAGCUGUCAGGGAAGUCAGAUAAAGGAGUGCAAGCUGGGAUGGAAGUUGUGGAAUGGGAGUCCAAAGUUGAACGUGGGCAAGAAGAAUUUGAUAAUAUUUCAAAGAUGAUUAAAAAAGAAUUGGAAAGAUUUGAGAUCAAUCGUGUGAAAGAUUUCAAGGCAAUCAUCAUUCAGUAUCUGGAAAACCUGAUGAACAAUCAACUACAGCUGAUUAAAUAUUGGGAAGCAUUUAUGCCUGAAGCUAAGGCCAUAGCAUGAACAAAUUGGAUCAGUGUUCAACCAAAAAACAUUCCAUAUUUCCAUUCCUACUGUUUUUUUGGUAUGCUAUGUAUGCUGCAUAGCAGUCAAAAUGUAUCAUCAAGUGAAGAUGAAACCAAACUGUUUGUGUAAAGUCUGUGACAGUAAAUUGACAAAGGAAAUCAAACCAAUAUUUGUGUUGAAUGUUUGCUGGAUGGCAGUUUUGUACAGCAUUGCUACAGGCAUACUCCUGUAGUGGGCUGACUCCAGCACUAAUUGUUAAAAUUGCCUCUGUUCCUUGAGGCUGGCAAAUAUUUACUCAUGGAACUGGAAUAAUAGCUGUUGUUAAUUAUAUAUACUUCAAAAGUUUAUGUUAAAGAAAACUUAUUUUUGUUUCAGAAAUGUGAAACUGUCUGUAACCUCUUUGACAAAAGAAAUGCAAAGUAUAUGUAUAGGAUGUCUUACAUGGUUAGUUUCAACUGUUAAUUUGUUUAAUUGCGUUGCUCUGUAUUUAUAUAGUUCCUAUUGUUUAACUCUGUGUAAUCUCAUGCUUUUACUUGGAUUGUAUUUUUGUUGAAUAGUGAACCCAUGUGAUGAAACUGAAAAUAUUUCUUAAGUCUCAAAUGUAUUUCUCUAGUCCUUAGGGGCACUGCUUCAGAGGUCUGUUCUCCAUGUGCUGUGAAUGUUGGAAAAUAUCUUAGUGUCAUGUGUAAGAAUAAUAUUUUUGUUCAUAAAUUAUGUGUAACAGCAUUACAAGAAUGCUUUGAAGUACUUUGAAAAUGAAUCUUUUUUUUGAAAUUGAAUGUUAAGAUUCAGAGAACUGCAAAUAAAUUUUUCAACGUUUUUUCAAA